Messenger RNA from Postia placenta MAD-698-R-SB12, 2345 nucleotides. RefSeq lists its product as hypothetical. The transcript has 13 exons. Gene Ontology annotation, molecular function: DNA replication origin binding. Lineage: Eukaryota; Fungi; Basidiomycota; Agaricomycetes; Polyporales; Adustoporiaceae. Gene Ontology annotation, biological process: DNA replication initiation; DNA replication. Gene Ontology annotation, cellular component: nuclear origin of replication recognition complex; DNA replication preinitiation complex; nuclear pre-replicative complex. The coding region runs from base 1 to 2283 and encodes 760 amino acids. The record is from RefSeq and is a predicted model, not a curated record.
AUGUCUGCAUAUGCCGUGGCAAAGGAAACAAGCGACCUCGAUGAUCCAACGAAGUCCUGCAUCUACAUCGCACCAGGUGAUGAGCUAGAAGAAGUCGCUCUUUCGGGUCCAUACUCUCCACACGACUGGCGAGAUCUUCCAGAUGGAUACGAACUCCGCAUGCAAGCAUACAAAGAAGCGUGGACACAAUGUUUGAGACACAUGCAGUCGAUCAUACAAGCCCUCCAUGCUCCUGUUGCGAAGGAGGUUGUCGCACAGGUCAAAUCUGCAUACAUGGAUACUCUUCCGGGCCUUCCGUAUGCGGAACUUCCAGCUAUGCUUGUGUUUGGAGGCAGCUCGGGACUGUAUUCUGACAUCAUUCAGCAGCUGGAAGUAUCCGUCGAAGUCGAGGACGACUGUGCGGCAGAUGAAGCGAAAAGCGACAUCACAGCCUCAGAUGGCGCUAUCAUGAUACACCUAUAUCCGGGCGAUUUCCCUAAUUUGACGACUGCAAUGAAGUCCAUCGUUACUGGGUUUAUAGACCAGUCCACAGACUCAGGCCAGAAUGGCAUGAAGCGUAGGCCGGCCGCGUCGCUUGCUACUUACGAUAUCAGCGUGCUGGAUGCCUGGUACAGAUCACUUGACAAGAAGCCCAGCCUUACCAUCUUUCUGCAUGAUUUUGAACAAUUCGAGCCCGCAGUGGUGCAAGAUGUCUUGCACAUACCCGAGUUACCCCUGGUCUACAUCCUGGCGAUGUCAUCCCCACCUAGUCCUUCGUUCCUGCACACAACCUAUCCACGCUCGACACUUGCGCUUCUCAGCAUACACAAGUUCAGUGCGCCCUUGAAUGUUGAGCUCAUAGACGAACUCGUGGAAAAGACUUUCUGUGAUCCGAACUUUGAGCCGGCGGUGAUGCUUGGUCCCGGCUCGCUAGGCUUCCUGGCGGACUUCGUGUCUCGUCACACGGCAUCCGUUGAUGCGACGUUGACGAUCAUCCAGCUCGCUCUCAUGAAACAUUUCACGGAGCCCUUGACAAUCUUCAUCGAAUCUUCAACACUGGGCCUCCGGAACGAACGGCUAGCCGGACAGAAACUGGACCAGCCAGAGUCUCAGCCGUUCCGGGAUGUGCUGACUUCUCGACUAGCCCGUUCCACUUCCAAUCCAGACGACGUCGACGAGGACGCGAUCUCGCUCCUACGCUCUGUCAACGCAGCUCGCGACGGCUUCUAUCGCAAAUUGCGCACGAUGCGCAUCGGACUGUCGGUGAUGAGCAUCGUACGGCAGGCCAUCGAGACCGAAAGGGAGAACGAAAGCAGCAUGCUCGACACCCUGAUUGCCGCGCUGCGUGGGCGGGCGAAUCGGGACGUGCGACAGUUGGCGACGGCCCUCAGCAAAUGCAACGCGCAGCAACUACAGAUAGUCCUGCAAAAACUACAGGCACUGUACGACGGUCUGCAAGACUCCGACGCGCGCGAUGCUGAGAUGGAUGCUCACGUCCGUGUAAGCGGGGCCCUCACAGAGCUCGCAGAUACAGACAAUGCGUCUGUGGAUGCCGAGAAAUCACGCGACCCACUCGUCGCUCGUCUCGCAAAGGACCUCGGCGAGUGGCUCUUCGGGUAUCUGGAGAAACAUCUCAUACGGUUGGACGACGGCCCGCUCUGGGACAUUUGGUACACAGGGUCUGCGCCCUUUCCCGCAGAGCUGAUUAACCCUGCGCCUCGCCCCGCCCUCGUCUCUGCCCUGGCGCACCCCAACGAACAUGCUGCCGCCUAUGCGCGGCUACUCCGCAUGUACAUACCACAAGAUAAGGCUGAGACGGGAUCGGCAGAUCAGGAUGUUCGAGAAGAUGAAGGCGAGGACGAGGACGGACUCCCGGACACGGCGCUCCUCUUCCGGCGGUAUGCGGAAGCGGGGCGUCUGGUGAAUGUGUACGACUGGUUCCAGUCUUUUGCGGGCGCGCUCGACGGGCGGCGCCGCCGAGAGCGUAGGGCCGCUGUCACCUCUUCCGGAAAUGCGCACACACACGGCGUCAGUGGCGCGGUGUCAAAUGGAAAGGGAAAGGGCAGGGCGCGCGCCCAUAUACCGAUGGAGGUUGAUGAGGCCGACGAAGAUGCAGGCAGAUCUGAAGAGGAGGAGAGUGAAUUGGGUGAGGACGAAGAUGAGGAGGCGGCGGAGGCGUGGCGGAUUGAGGUACGGGUACGCUUCAUCCGCGCGCUGCACGAACUCGACUAUUUGGGCGUCGUGAAGCCAACAGGGAGGAAGGCGGACCACGUCGUGCGGACACUGUACGACGUUGUUUACUAGUCGUACCAUACAGUGUAGGUCAGACACUGUUUAUAUCCCCGAAAUGUCAAACGUCCCUCCAU